AUGGGCUUGUCGGACGACGGCAAAGAACGCAAGAUGCUGGGAAGCAUAAUGACGUGCACCAUCGUGGACGACCAGGAAGAGCUGCGAGCCGAGCGUGAGGCCCAGAAAGUGUUGGAAGCAAAAGCACACGAGAUGGAGCUGCGGAUGCAGAGACGCAACCAGCUGAUGCUUCGCAUCCUCAUGAUACCCGUGCGAGCGGUUACCUACAUAGGAUCUUGCUUCUUGGCAUCACCUAUGGCGCGGCAGCUUUGGCUUUACGCCACGCUGGUGGUUUGUCUCUUCGAGCUAUGGAGUUGCGCGCUGUUCUGGGCCUUCGCACGCGAUCCCAGCAAGCUCUAUGUGUUGGAGUUCCUUCUCCAUCUGGACCACUGGGCCAACGUGCCAUGA
Symbiodinium natans is the source of this 387-nucleotide messenger RNA. Lineage: Eukaryota; Dinophyceae; Suessiales; Symbiodiniaceae. The record is from the annotation of a GenBank genome assembly.